Penicillium brevicompactum is the source of this 3048-nucleotide messenger RNA. RefSeq names its product putative serine/threonine protein kinase. Gene Ontology annotation, biological process: protein autophosphorylation; peptidyl-threonine phosphorylation; actin cortical patch assembly. The record is from RefSeq and is a predicted model, not a curated record. Gene Ontology annotation, molecular function: ATP binding; protein serine/threonine kinase activity. The coding region runs from base 1 to 3048 and encodes 1015 amino acids. Gene Ontology annotation, cellular component: cytoplasm. NCBI's taxonomy places the organism in Eukaryota, Fungi, Ascomycota, Eurotiomycetes, Eurotiales, Aspergillaceae. The transcript is spliced from 3 exons.
AUGUCUACUCAAUCCCAUGGAAACUCCGCGACGUCUCGUGCGUUCCCCACCUAUAACCCCGUUGCCGCAGUGGCAGCUCCUGCGGGGACCUUGCUUCCGGGCACCAAGAUCCAGGUCGGCAGCCACCGCGUGGUGGUUGAGAAAUAUCUCUCGGAAGGUGGUUUCGCUCAUGUCUACGUGGUGCGACUACCCCAGCCCGUCAAUGGCACCGAGACCGCAGUGCUGAAGCGAGUCGCUGUCCCUGACAAGGCGGCUCUGGCCAACAUGCGCACCGAGGUGGAAACCAUGAAGAAACUCAAGGGGCACCGGCAUAUUGUGAAAUACAUUGAUUCGCAUGCCUCGCAGUUGCGUGGGGGCGGAUAUGAGGUGUUCCUGGUUAUGGAGUACUGCGCCGGGGGUGGUCUUAUUGACUUUAUGAACACCCGGCUUCAGCAUCGCCUGACGGAGCCCGAGAUCGUGAAGAUCUUCUCCGAUGUCGCGGAGGGUGUUGCUUGUAUGCAUUACCUCAAACCACCUCUUUUGCACCGCGAUCUGAAGGUUGAGAAUGUUUUGAUCUCGGGCAAGGGCCCGUCCGCCACCUACAAACUCUGCGACUUUGGAUCAUCGGCACCCCCUCGCCCGGCGGCUACCUCUGCUGCUGAGGGUCGACUGAUUGAGGAUGAUGUGCAGCGACACACGACGUUGCAGUACCGCAGCCCAGAGAUGAUUGAUGUCUAUCGGAAGCAGCCCAUCGACGAGAAGAGUGAUAUAUGGGCACUUGGUGUGUUCUUGUACAAAUUAUGUUACUACACAACUCCUUUUGAAGAGGUUGGACAGAUGGCUAUUUUGAACGCGACCUUUAAAUACCCCUCCUACCCCUCAUUUUCGAGCCGGUUGAAGCUGUUCAUCGGCUCAAUGCUGAAGGAAGACCCACGGAAUCGACCCAAUAUUUACGAGGUCGUGCGCGAAGUGUGCAAAAUGCAAGGAAAAGAGGUGCCGAUCAAAGACAUAUACUCCAAUCGCUCCAUGUCAGAAGCACGCAAGUACCAGGAAUUACCUCCAACUCCCACAGAAGCUCCCGCCCCCGGUGCAAAAUUCUCGCCCCCGGUGCAGGAAACAGAGAUCAUCCCGGAAAUCGCGCCUAUGCGCCGUGGCCGACCAGGGAAAUCUCAUGCAUCCGAGAGCGACUCUUCACGCCCAAGCUCCUUACCGCACAGAGGUGGUGCUAGUAGUUCCUCAAAUGAUCCAUUUGCUGCCUUGGAUGGCGAUGCGGCCCGAAAGAAGACCGCAGAAGAGGCGGCCAGGCGAUUCCCAUCCCUCGAUCAGUUCGACAUAUUGCAUGAAAAGGGUGACAAAUUCGAAUUUGAGCCGACAGUUGAACCCAAAGCGGAGGACGAUGACCUUUCGCAGAGACUCACCAACGCCUUGGCCGAUGACGCCUUUGCCCGACGUGCCUCGCCUGAACGCACGCCCAAUCCAGUAUACAAGCGGCCGUCACACGCUUCCCCUGUACGUGCACCAGUUGUUCGCGAAGCUCCUCGACAGGGCACGCCCUUGUACCAGCCUACUCCGCAGCGACCUGCGAUGGUGUCGACGGGUACUAUGACUUCACCCGCCCCGACCCCUCGUUUGACGGAGCCGAAAAUUGCAAACCGUCCGAUCUAUCGGUUCCCCUCCUCGGAUAAUGAACAGCGAUCUUCUAGUCAGCCGUGGACGGCGGAAGAAGAACAGAGAGCAGCUAGGUCUCGUCGAGCGCGAUCGCCUACUGCAUCAAAUUUGAAGCCAGAGGAAAGCCCACAGAUAUCAACCGAUCGUUUAUCUACCCACUCCAGCUCCGCCCGUCCUUCCAUGGAAACACUGAGACGGCCAUCUGCACUAGAGGUGAACGACCACGCAGUGCGCUCUAGAUCUGCGGUUGGAAAGGGUCGACCUUUGUCUGUACAGUCCGGGGCGAGAUACGACAUGCCGCGUGAUUCUGAGAGCCCGCGGGCCUCGCUUGACAUGUCGCGGAUGCAAUAUGAGGGCGGGGCACCGUUACGCUCAGUUCGCACGGACAUAGACCGCGAAUCUGAUCGGGCCAAUAUUUCAUCUGACGUAGAUUACCUGCGCGCGAUGGAAGAAGAAGAAAGCAACCGCAAGCGCGAGAAGCGCUCGAGUGGAAGUCACAAGCACAACAAGCGUGGCAGUCUUUCCACUUUGUCUCUCUCCGGAGGCAAGAAUCUGUUUGCUGGUCGAUUCGGAGAUGCGUUCCGCCGAUUCGAGGCUGGCAACCAAGACAAGCCUUCGACGCCGUCCGCAGAAGAAGCGCCCCAGCAGAGUUUGAUCGGGGUCUCUGAUUCAGGCUCCGGUGCCAAUUCGCCAAAUGAUGAGAUUGCGCUGGAAGAUGCAGACCGCGACGACAUCUCCCCGGAGAUGCGCCGAGAACUCGAGCGCCGUCGACUCUCCCAGGAGGAGAAACGAGUCGCUAAUGCCGCAGCGGAGUAUCGCCGCCGGGUCGCCGAAAAAGGCGAUGCAGGUGGCCGGGCGCCAGGGGAUGGACCCCGUUCUCGGACCAUCCAAAACAAGGUGCAGUCAUUGCUCGGGGAGUCUGAAAAGCCAGCGGUCCCCAAGACUGCUACUGGCUAUGGCCGGUUCACAGAGACUUCCUCUUCUUUGCAGGCAAAGCAGAGCGAGGCUGCGUCUAAACCACCUGUUCAAAUACCCACUUCUCGAACCCCAGGUCCUUCCUACAGCGCUCGCGAGAGCGCAAUGACACCCCCGGAUCGUCGAGACGGCGCCAGCGCGCCGGCUGGACUUCAACAAUCUGCCUCCACCGGUUACCAAUCUACACAACGAACUGUCGCUCGCCCAACUGCGCCACCAAAGCCCAAGAACCUGCGAGUUGGCGGCGAGACCUCGCGACCGGGGACUGGCAAUGACAAUCGUCCGCCCUCUCAGGCGACCCCGCAAAGCCCCGGAGAAGACUGGGAGGCUAACUUCAGCAAGCGGUUCCCAAGCCUGUCUGGAAUCGAGAUGGAAACAGAGAUUGAGAUCCCGAAAUUCCCGAACCUGAGGACACGGGAAGUGUAA